AUGAUGUUGUCUAGUACCUAUGUUCGUAUAUGUGGUAAAGCUAAGCCUCUGAAGCAACCCAAAGCUGCCAAGAAGGAAGAAGACGAGCAAGACAUUGAGUUCAAGAAGAGACAGCAAGAGGAGAAGAAAAAGCCGGCUGAAAUAGCCACCAAAGUCUGCUUCCAAAAAGCGCCGCUAGUGCAAGGAGGCAUAAAGAAAUCAGGAAAGAAGUGA
Messenger RNA from Ostertagia ostertagi, 213 nucleotides. Lineage: Eukaryota; Metazoa; Nematoda; Chromadorea; Rhabditida; Trichostrongylidae. The record is from the annotation of a GenBank genome assembly.